Messenger RNA from Nicrophorus vespilloides, 1714 nucleotides. Its product is annotated as glucosylceramidase-like. Gene Ontology annotation, molecular function: glucosylceramidase activity. Gene Ontology annotation, biological process: glucosylceramide catabolic process. Lineage: Eukaryota; Metazoa; Arthropoda; Insecta; Coleoptera; Silphidae. The transcript has 9 exons. The record is from RefSeq and is a predicted model, not a curated record. Bases 83 to 1585 code for a protein of 500 amino acids.
AAAAGCUACAUAAAGCGUUCGGAUCUUUAACAAACGCGACACAUGUAACUCGAUUGGCGAGCCGAACAGCAGGAAACGAGCAAUGCGUUUAGUUGUUAUACUGUUAGUCCUUCCCUUCGUGGUUGGAAGUCAAGACUGCGACCAUAGGGAUUUCAACAAUGGUGCGACCGUGUGCGUCUGCACGGCAGAUUAUUGCGAUACCAUCGAUCCCGUUGAGAAGCAACCGGAGGGUAGUUACGUCCUGUACACGAGCAACAAACGUGGGCAUAGAUUGACAAAGACUACCGGGAAUUUCGGGAAAGCUUCGGGUAAGGCUUUGACCAUAAACAGGUUAAAGACUUACCAGGAGAUCAUCGGAUUCGGUGGAGCGUUUACCGAUGCCGUCGGUGUGAACCUCAUGGGAUUGAACGAGAAAGCAAGAGAACAUCUUCUUAGAUCAUACUUUUCGGAGGACGGGAUCGAGUAUAACAUGGUGCGAGUCCCAAUCGGCGGAACCGAUUUCUCCACCUACGGGUAUUCGUAUUUGGACCAAGACCCGACCUUCUCCGCCGAAAACUACACUUUGUCGAAGGAAGACUUCGAACUGAAAUUGCCGUUGAUCAAGGCUGCUGAGAGGAUGUCGAAUAAGAAAUUGGACUUUCUGGCGUCGGCUUGGAUUUCUCCUAAAGAAUGGAAGACCAACAACGAUUACGCUGGCUCCGGUUUCCUCAAGCAGGAAUAUUACCAGGCGUGGGUGGACUAUUGCUUGAGGUUUUUGGAUCUGUACAAAGAGCAAGGCGUGGAGUUCUGGGGCAUCACCACCGGAAACGAACUCAGCUUGGUCUUGGCUCCAUUCAAUAGAAUACCGACAGUGGGUUUCACACCUAAGAAUCACACUAAGUGGGUGAGGGACAAUUUAGGGCCAACCAUUAAGAAUUCUUCCUACGCUGAUUUGAAAGUGAUUGCGUUGGAUGACCAAAGAUUUUUGCUUCCAAUUUUAGAAAAGCAAUUAGAAGAUCAAGAGUUCAAGAAGUAUUUGGAUGGAGUUGGCAUUCACUGGUAUUGGGAUAUGAUUGUACCGAUCAAAUGGGUGGCCAAUUUUCACGAGAAACACCCUGAUUUAUUCCUUCUUGGAACUGAAGCUUGCAGAGGAACGUUCAUCUUUGAAGAUGCUGUAAAAUUGGGAUCAUGGGACAGAGCUGAAGAUUAUGCUACUGAUAUUAUUGAUGAUUUAGAAAACUGGCUGGGUGGUUGGAUGGAUUGGAACGUUGCUCUGGAUUUGACAGGGGGACCAACGUAUAUCAACAACAACGUCGAUUCACCUAUAAUUGUUAACGCAACCAAUGGGGAAUUCUUUAAACAACCCAUGUUCUAUAUUAUGGGACACUUCUCCAAAUUCCUGCCGAAGCAAUCGAUUCGUUUCGACAUUGAUAAACACGAGAAUUUAAAAGUAAUCGCCUUUCAAAGACCUGAUAAUGGAACGACCAUCGUUGUCUUAAACAAGAGCAACAAUUACGUGGAAGCCUUUAGAAUAUACGACGAAGAUCGCGGCGAGAUUCUUAUGGACAUCUCACCUAGAUCCAUAUCAACUAUAUUAUAUUGGUAGAGCUAACCUUUAGUAUCUUGAGCCUUUGUCUUCAGGAUAGAGGAAGUAAAUAGUUACCGGGCCUUUAGCAGUAUGCACCACUUCCAAAUGUUUGAUUAAAAAUUUCGCUGCAAUACCGUACGCUAAACA